Messenger RNA from Dreissena polymorpha, 492 nucleotides. Its product is annotated as complement C1q and tumor necrosis factor-related protein 9A-like. The record is from RefSeq and is a predicted model, not a curated record. Lineage: Eukaryota; Metazoa; Mollusca; Bivalvia; Myida; Dreissenidae. The transcript has 2 exons. The coding region runs from base 1 to 492 and encodes 163 amino acids. Gene Ontology annotation, molecular function: protein binding.
AUGGUUAUAACUGCUUCAGAUAUCAAAGCAAAUACAACUCUGACGGUGCAGCAACUCGUAAACCAAGUCAACAUCCUCAAAGAUGAAUUAAAAGUCCCUACACUUUACUUUUGUGCGCGAAUUACGUCCAGCCCCACAGACCUAACAAGUGACCAGGAUGUAGUCUUUCCGAGAGUAGAGGUCAACGAAGGUCGAGGUUAUGAUCCUUCAACUGGAAAGUUCACAGCUUCCAUCCCUGGAAUGUAUCUGUUUAGUGUUCAGUAUUGUGUAAAUAAGGUGAAAAAUGUUCAUCUUGAAAUCGUGCUCAAAGGAAAGAUAUUACAGAGGUCAACUUUCUUUGACAAACACGGUCUUAAUCCAUGUGUUACUAUGCAGGUAUCAUCAUCGGUUGCCAUGGGAGACCAGGUCUGGGUGCGCUCAACAGGAUCGAGUUCGUUGUACGCAGAUGAGGACGAAUAUACUUCAUUUUCUGGCACAUUGAUCCAUGCUUAA